Messenger RNA from Lycium barbarum (goji berry), 1694 nucleotides. RefSeq names its product 7-dehydrocholesterol reductase. Gene Ontology annotation, biological process: brassinosteroid biosynthetic process; sterol biosynthetic process. Gene Ontology annotation, molecular function: oxidoreductase activity, acting on the CH-CH group of donors, NAD or NADP as acceptor. The coding region runs from base 212 to 1516 and encodes 434 amino acids. Gene Ontology annotation, cellular component: endoplasmic reticulum membrane. NCBI's taxonomy places the organism in Eukaryota, Viridiplantae, Streptophyta, Magnoliopsida, Solanales, Solanaceae. The transcript has 13 exons. The record is from RefSeq and is a predicted model, not a curated record.
UCACAUGCCAUUCAGAAUAACAUGUAGUAGUACAACUGUGCAACAGAUCUUAAUUCAAGAGAAUCAGGACAGAAGUGGACCACUAGUUCAGUGGAGAGAUUAGACAAGACACAAAACACUUGAACUCCAAAGUCAAGAUUAGGCGGAGACUUCUGUAUAGGUUCAAAAAACCCAAAUCACAAACAAGUGCAAUUGAAGAAGAAGAAGAACAAUGGGUGAAACCAAAUUGGUACACUCACCAUUAAUCACUUAUGGCUCAAUGCUCUCUCUCUUAUCUUUCACACCCCCCUUUGUAAUUCUCAUGUGGUAUACAAAUGUACACGCUGAUGGAUCCAUCUUGAAAACAUUUAAUCACCUAAGGGAAAAUGGCUUGCAAGGGUUAAUUAAUAUUUGGCCAAAACCUACUGCAAUUGCUGGGAAGCUAAUUAUUUGUUAUGCUCUAUUUGAGGCGGCACUACAGCUUCUAUUGCCUGGUAAAAGAGUCGAAGGUCCAAUAUCUCCAACCGGACACAAGCCGGUCUAUAAGGCAAAUGGCAUGGCAGCAUAUGCAGUGACACUGAUUACGUAUAUCAGUCUUUGGUGGUUUGGAAUAUUCAAUCCUGCAAUUGUUUAUGACCAUCUGGGCGAGAUUUUAUCUACACUUAUUUUUGGGAGCUUAGUCUUCUGUGUUUUGUUGUAUAUUAAAGGUCAUGUUGCACCAUCUUCCACUGAUUCUGGUUCAUCAGGGAACAUAAUAGUUGACUUCUAUUGGGGGAUGGAGUUAUAUCCUCGUAUUGGCAAAGACUUUGAUAUCAAAGUCUUCACAAACUGCAGAUUCGGCAUGAUGUCUUGGGCAGUUCUUGCUGUCACUUAUUGCAUAAAGCAGCAUGAAGAAUAUGGAAGUGUAUCUGAUUCCAUGCUUGUAAAUACCAUAUUGAUGUUGGUGUAUGUCACAAAAUUUUUCUGGUGGGAAGCUGGCUACUGGAACACAAUGGAUAUUGCACAUGACAGAGCUGGCUUUUAUAUAUGUUGGGGAUGCUUGGUAUGGGUUCCAUGCAUAUAUACCUCUCCUGGCAUGUACCUCGUUAAACAGCCUGUGCAUCUUGGGCUUCAGCUUGCCAUAUAUAUACUAGUAGCUGGUCUUCUUUGCAUAUACAUCAACUAUGAUUGUGAUAGGCAGAGGCAAGAGUUUCGCAGAACAAAUGGCAAAUCCACCGUCUGGGGAAAGGCUCCAUCUAAGAUAGUUGCCUCAUACACUACCACCUCUGGUGAGAAAAAAACCAGCCUUCUGUUGACAUCAGGAUGGUGGGGCUUAGCUCGCCACUUCCACUAUGUUCCAGAAAUAUUAGCGGCGUUUUUCUGGACUGUACCAGCUCUUUUCAACCACUUCAUUCCCUACUUCUAUGUCGUCUUUCUAACAAUACUCCUUUUCGAUCGAGCCAAAAGGGAUGACGACCGAUGCAAGGCAAAGUACGGCAAGUACUGGAAAUUGUAUUGCGAAAAGGUUCCUUACAGAAUUAUACCUGGAAUUUACUAGUGAUUUUUGGGUUGCUGAGAAUGUUUACCUUCAAACAACGAAAUCUGAAAUGGUGGUUGUCCUAUAAUUUCAGGUGUUUUUGUAGGCUCUUGAUGUAUGUGGCUAUGUGCUUGUAUACUUAUUAGUACGAACAGUUGGAAACUUGUUUUUAUAUAAUAUUUAAGAGUUUAUACUUUUA